Molecule: messenger RNA, 1030 nt
Organism: Momordica charantia (bitter melon)
Lineage: Eukaryota; Viridiplantae; Streptophyta; Magnoliopsida; Cucurbitales; Cucurbitaceae
Biological process (GO): regulation of DNA-templated transcription
Molecular function (GO): DNA-binding transcription factor activity
Source: RefSeq, a predicted model, not a curated record
AUAAAGGAAAUUAUUAUGAAGGGCCUUCAAAAUCAAAACAAGCUUCUCAUUUUAUAACAGCCAUCCAUCUUUUUUUUUUUUUUUCUUCUCUCUCUCUUUAAAUCUCUCAUCUCUCUUUGAAAAUGGAGGUGAAUGAAAUGAAGGGUGUUGAUGAUUUGGCAUUUGGUGAGAACCCAUUUGAUGGAAGCUUGAAGAACAACUCAUCCAUGGUGAAGAUCAGAAGACAUUAUUCUUUUCCAGAGAUGAUGAUCAGAAGAGAAGAUGGAAUUCAUGAAUAUGGUGAUCAUGAUCAUGAUGGUGAUGGUGAUGAGAUGAGCUUGAAUAAUAACAACAACAACAACGAUCCAUCAAACGACUCGUGUGGUGGUUUUCAUGGAGAAAUAUUUCCCACCAUUAUUACUCGGCAGACGGCUCCUACUGCUGUCUUCUCCCCCAACACUGCCUCUUGUUAUAGCAACGAUGCUGUUUUCGACCCCGACGGCCAUCGGCGGCAUCAUCAGCUGACGAUAAUGGCCGAGAGGAAGCUGCGGAGAAUGAUAUCGAAUCGCGAAUCUGCACGGAGGUCGCGGAUGAGGAAGAAGAAGCAGAUUGAAGAGUUGCAAUAUCAGGUGGGACAGCUGGAGGUUUCGAACAGGCAGUUGUCGGAGAAACUGAUACAGCUGCUGGAGUGCAACCAGCAGAUUCUCCAUGAAAAUGCAGAGCUGAAAAGAAAAGUUUCAUCGCUUCAAAUAAUUCUAACUGAUUUCUUGACGCCAUUGAGAAAUUUUGAAGAAGCUUUCUGCAACUCCAAUAAUCGAGCCAGAGCCGAAGCUAAUUCCAACUCUAGCCACCAUUUGCCAAGCUAGCUCUACUUGUUCUUCAUGAAUUAAGGUUAAUUUAUUUAUCUGGUGGAUUUUGCUAUGAUCUUUUUUUUCUUCCUCAUCAUCAUCACUUUUAGUUUAUUAAUCUAAUAUAAUUAAUCCCAUCUGGAUAAUUUACCUUUAACUUUCUUCUGUUGCUUUUCAAUGUGUUUCAGGUUCUUUAAUUUCCU